GCAGUUUGACCCUCAGGGAUUGAUUUGGAACAGCAAGCAGAUCACGCCACAAACCUGUGAAGAGAUGCAUGCUGUAUUAAGGAGGUCACUUCCAGACAAGAUGUCUGGUACAUUAUUUUUGGGCACCCAUGUCUGAAGAAGAUUUUGUGCGAGCUACAAAAUCAGGCCAAAUUUCUAACUGAUCCAGUGCAAGUAUUUCACCAGUGUCACUGGGGAAAGUGACUCUCAUUAAUCAGCAACCUUGGGCUUUAUACCAAUCAUUAACAAUAUGGGCAGGUAAAUCCAAGGUUAACGGCACGCUGCUCAGGAUUUAAAAGGUAGCGUCACAUAACAAAUGUUGGCUGUCAUUGAAGAUGGAUUCCGCCGUGCCUCGCUUUCAUGGCAGUGCUGUCUGUUUUGUCUUUGUUCUCAUCUGCUUUGGAGAGGCAAAGAGGCUGCUAGUGAUACCUCAGGAUGGAAGCCACUGGCUCAGCAUGCGUGCUGUAGUGGAGAAGCUCAGUGAAAGAGGGCAUGAGAUAGUUGUGGUGGCUCCAGAAGUUAAUCUGCUCAUGAAAGAAUCAAAGUAUUACACAAGGAAAAUAUUUGCUGUGCCGUAUACAGCAGAUGAUCUUUCCCAGCGUUUCCGUUCGUUUGGCAACCAGCCCUUUGAUGAAGUCUCUUUUCCUGCCAUGAUUUUAGGAGCAUAUAGGAGCUUAAUGCAUCUCAUUGAGAUGUUUUUCAUUAAUUGCAAAAGCCUUCUGAGGAACAGAGAAGUCAUGAAGUACCUGGAAGAGACUCAGUUUGAUGCACUUUUCACAGAUCCAGCUUUGCCAUGUGGAGUCAUCCUCGCUGAACAUCUCUCCAUCCCUUCUGUGUACUUCUUUCGUGGAUUCCCAUGCGGUUUAGAGAAUGCUAUCAGCAAAUGUCCAGACCCAGUUUCUUAUGUCCCAAGAUGCUAUAGCAGCCACACUGAUCACAUGACAUUUGCCCAGCGAGUGUUGAACCAGCUCAUUAGCUUCUUAGAGACGCCACUUUUUAAGAGACUGUAUAUUCCUUACCAAGAGCUUGCUUCAGAACUCCUUCAGAGAGACAUUCACUUACCAACACUUUACAGAAAUGGCUCUGUCUGGCUUUUACGAUAUGACUUUGUAUUUGAGUAUCCCAGACCUGUGAUGCCAAAUAUGGUCUUCAUUGGAGGAAUUAACUGUGAAGAAGGCAAAAUCCUGCCAGAGGUAGGUGCUAUGUAUCAAUGGUUUUGAGCUUAGAUCUGUGUUGCUGCCAUGCUCCUUGCUACGAACACAGCCACACUUGAAUGAAUUAUCAUAGUGAGAUGUUGAUUUCUGUACUCCUGUUUGAAAACAAGUUUGGUAGGGGCAUGAGAUGGGACAUUUGUGGCUGUAGCUCAGCAGUUGUGGAGAUAAACCUUUGCUUAAAGAAAACUGCCUGGUCCUGUGAUUAUUUGAUCUGAGAAACAUGGCCGUAUUGACUUGUUACAGCAGGGGUUUGUCAAAAUUGCAUUUCUGGUGCUUGUUGAUAUUGAGGGAUAGUGUAUAAACUAUAUCUGCUGUUUUCCAUUUCAUUUGUGACUUUUAACUGUUAUUAUAUUUUUAUGUCACAAGUUAGUUGCAACCUCUUUAAUAGGCCCCAUGCAAGCUACACUGUUAUUCAGGAGGGAUGGUUAAGGGUGGGGGGGGAAUGAAAAAGGUGUUAUUUGAGUACGAUACAAACCAACACCCCCACAGAGCUGGAUCAAAUUAAAAAGAGCAGUGUAGUAGAAGCUAGGGAGAAGGAGGAGAGAGAAAUAGAAGAAAUGGGUAUGUGUGCAGUUAUAUUCCUGGCCUUCUUUACAAACUAUAUGAGAAACAUGUCAAAAUGGAGGGGGAACAAGAGUGCCUGGGUGAAUCUAAAAAGGAAGGCAUUCCUUGAGCACAAUGUUUUACUGGGCAAGGAUCACACGAUGAGCAGCUACAGGGAUGGGGGCUCAAAGAAGGGAGACUCAAGUCAGCCUGCCUGGGUUUAUGCCACUAACUGCUCCCCUAAAAUUACACUGGUUUCAGAAGUCUAAGCUCAGUUAUAGUCUUAGAAAGAAAAAACAAACGAACUAAAUGCAUUUGCAAUGAAGUAUCAAGGUGCAGAAAAGGAAAGAAUUAAUGAGAUGUCCUUGACAACAGGGAAUGCUUGACUCUAGAUGGAUGCGUACAUUUCAAGCACCACCACCCCACCCCACCCCGGAAAAAUAAACCUGGAAACUGUGAUUGAUUAAGUGUGCUGGGAGCUGUAGCUCUGUGAUCAACAAACUACAGUUCCCAGGAUUCUUUGUGAGGGGAGCUUUAAUUGUGUUUGCAGCCUUAUUGGGAGGUCACAGAGGUUUCAGUAGCCAACUGAUAAGUGAUACAGUGUGGUUUUGAUUGAAUUAUCAAACAGGGAACACAUGACUUUAGCUCUUCCAAGUUCAGCUGUCAAGUCAGCAGGAAAAGUCUGGGGCAUUCUCCUCUGCAUUUCAGUAGGGGGUGUUGACUGGGACUGAGAAAUGAAUCCUGUCCUAACUUGUUAGCUCUUGCCGGGGAACAUUUCCAGAUAAAACAGAGAAUUGUGAACCAAGGGGAUAGUGUGAGAAGGAACAGAAAAUGGGGGCAAAUUUUUAUUUUAGACUUUGGCAGCCUAACUGCAGACCUGUAGCCUCUACUAUGGGUCGGCCAAUCAUGUUACAUCACUCAAGAAUCAGGUGGACUCUAACGUGUUGGAAUACCCGAUAAGGAAAGCUCUGGUUUAAAGAGUUGUGGUAGCAAGUACUUAAUGCCCUGAUAAGGAGUGACAGCCCCCACUACCUGCCAGUACGUUCCUGCAUGUGUUACUAUGAUGGAUGAUAGGAUAUUGUGCAACUUGACACCCAGUCACAGCACACCAGUAUACAGUAGGCCUGCAGCUUACACAGGGGUACAUUUCAGGGAUUGUGCCUAAAGCUAAAACCAUGAAUAGUCAAUAUACAAUGGCAGGUGGUAUUGCCAAAGUACUUUUUCCCUCCCCUUUUUAUUCCCUCCCUCUGCCCCCUAUUUAUUCAUUCAUUGCCAAGUGAAUUAAGCUGAAUGCGCACAAGUUAGAUGUGAGUAAGUUGUGGGCUUACUAUACAGGAGAAUCAAAUGGGGCUAUAUCCCUUGGCUUAUGCUGUGCAUACUUAGAGCUCACAAGGUGGGAGAACAUGUGCUUUGUGUUUUUUUUAAUUAAUAUUUAUUAAAGUUUCAGAAAGAAUAAAAUCACAUUAAUAAACAAGAAGAUUUUAACAAAACAGAAAACAAUACACCAAACAAAAUACAAAAUACAAAGUAGAAAAAAGUAAAAAAAGAAAAAAGAAAGAAAAAACAGUUAAAAAUAGUUCCGUCCUUUCAUAACCUCUUUUAGGUUUACUUAUUUCCCGGACUUCCUCAUACCUCCCUCUUUUGUAUUCCAAUUCAAUUUAUAAACCCAGCAAUUUCUUUCCCUCCUUUUUAAUUCCAAUCCUAAAUCUUAAUAUAUUAUGACAUUAAAUUUUUACCUAUUUGAACCAAUUUUUCCAUUUCUCUUAAUCUUUUUAGUCUUAAUCCUUAAUCUUGAUACAUUUAUUGCUUUAAAACCUGUUCAGCUAGAAGCCACUUAACUUCAAACCAAUAUCACUCUAACAUUCAUUAAUUUUGCAGUGUUUCUGUAAAUAAACUUUAAAUUUCUUCCAAUCUUCUUCCACCGACUCUUCUCCCUGGUCACGGAUUCUGCCAGCCAUUUCCGCCAAUUCCAUAUAGUCCAUCAUUUUCAUCUGCCAUUCCUCCAGUGUGGGUAGCUCUUGUGUCUUCCAAUACUUUGCGAUAAGUAUUCUUGCUGCUGUUGUAGCGUACAUAAAGAAAGUUCUGUCCUUCUUUAACACCGAUUGGUCGACUAUGCCCAGGAGAAAGGCCUCUGGUUUCUUCAAGAAGGUAUAUUUAAAUACCUUUUUUAAUUCAUUAUAAAUCAUCUCCCAGAAAACCUUAAUCCUUGGGCACGUCCACCAAAGGUGAAAGAAUGUACCUUCAGUUUCUUUACAUUUCCAACAUUUGUUAUCGGGCAAAUGGUAGAUUUUUGCAAGCUUGACUGGGGUUAUGUACCACCUGUAUAUCAUUUUCAUAAUAUUCUCUCUUAGGGCAUUACAUGCCGUAAACUUCAUACCUGUGGUCCAUAACUGUUCCCAGUCAGCAAACAUAAUAUUAUGUCCGACAUCUUGUGCCCAUUUAAUCAUAGCAGAUUUCACCGUUUCAUCCUGAGUAUUCCAUUUCAACAGCAAGUUAUACAUUCUUGACAAAUUCUUAGUUUUGGGUUCUAAGAGUUCUGUUUCUAAUUUUGAUUUUUCCACCUGGAAGCCAAUUUUCUUGUCCAAAUUGUAUGCCUCCAUUAUCUGAUAAUAAUGAAGCCAGACUCGCACUUUAUUUUUUAGUUUUUCAAAACUCUGCAGUUUCAAUCUAUCUCCAUCUUGUUCUAAAAUUUCCCAAUAUUUCGGCCAUUUGACCUCCAUAUUGAGCUUUUUCAAGGCUUUCGCUUCCAUCGGUGACAGCCACCUUGGGGUUUUAUUUUCCAAUAAGUCCUUAUAUCUUAUCCAAACAUUAAACAAAGCUUUCCUGACAAUAUGAUUUUUAAAUGCUUUAUGUGCUUUGACCUUAUCAUACCACAAAUAUGCAUGCCAUCCAAAUACAUUGUUAAAACCUUCUAGAUCCAAAAUGUCAGUGUUUUCAAGAAGCAGCCAUUCUUUCAACCAGCAAAAAGCUGCUGAUUCAUAAUAAAGUUUAAGGUCUGGCAGGGCAAAUCCACCUCUUUCCUUUGCAUCUGUUAGUAUUUUAAAUUUUAUUCUGGGCUUCUUGCCCUGCCAGACAAAUCUAGAAAUAUCUCUCUGCCACCUCUUGAAACAGUCCAUUUUGUCCAGAAUUUGCAGUGUUUGAAACAAAAACAACAUUCUAGGCAAUACAUUCAUUUUUACCGCAGCAAUACGGCCCAGCAGUGAAAGCUUCAAAUUUGACCAAAUUUCUAAAUCUUUAUUCACUUCAGCCCAACAUUUUUCAUAGUUAUCUUUAAAUAAAUUCCCAUUUUUGCUGUCAUGUUAAUCCCCAGAUAUUUAACUUUCUUAACCACUGUUAAACCUGUCGCAUUCUGAAACCUCUCUCUCUCCAUUGGUGUUAGAUUUUUCUCUAAAACCUUAGUUUUUAACUUGUUCAAUUUAAAUCCUGCAACCUGACCAAAUUCUUGAAUUAGUUCUAAAACCCUUUUGGUACUAGAUUCUGGCUCCUGUAACGUCAAUACUAAAUCAUCUGCAAAUGCUCUCAAUUUGUACUGUUUAGCUCCGACCUGUAUACCUUUAACCAACUGGUCCCUUCUAAUCAUGUUCAGCAAAACCUCCAGGACCGAAAUAAAAAGUAGUGGGGAAAUUGGGCAUCCUUGUCGUGUCCCUUUUUCUAUCUUAAGUUCUUCCGUCACCACAUUAUUUACAAUUAAUUUAGCCUUUUGUUCUGAAUAAAUUGCACUUAUACCAUUUUCAAAGCCUUGGCCUACCCCCAUACCCUGUAGGUUCUUCUUCAUAAAACGCCAAGAAAUGUUGUCAAAAGCUUUCUCCAUGUCCACAAAUAUCAAAACUGCUUUAGUAUUUAUGUUCACUUCUAGUUUUUCCAAAAUAUCAAUUAUAUUCCUCAAAUUGUCAGACAAGUGUCUUCCCGGGAGAAAGCCCGCUUGAUCUUUAUGAAUCUCUUCCAUCAACACUUUUUUAAAUCUCUUAGCCAAAAUGUCUGCAAAAAUUUUGUAAUCCACAUUAAGUAAUGAUAUGGGGCGGUAGUUCUUAAGCUGUGUCUUUUCAGUCUCUGUUUUCGGUACAAGUGUAAUAUAAGCUUCUUUCCACGACUCUGGUGCCCUUUUCCCCUCCAUUAUUUCAUUACAGACCUCUUUCAAGGGUUGUACUAGCCUUUCUUUCAAAGAUCUAUAAUAUCUAGAAGUCAAUCCAUCCGGUCCUGGAGACUUACCCAGAGAACAUGUGCUUUGAGGGUCAUUGAAGGAGCCGUGAAAUAGGCAAGUUUGCUGAUGAUACAAAAUCUUCAGUGUGAUGAAAACAAAAAGAGAUUGCAUUCAAUGUAAGCAAGUGCAAAGUGAAGCAUGAAAGCCAAAGAAGUGUGGGUGGGACAUUUUCUCCUAGUCUACUGGCCACGUUUUCUGCAGCUGGGGAGAAAAGCCUUAACUUUCUCCCCAUUUGUUGCCAUCUCCCCCUAACUGCACCCCACUUGGCAAUUAGUCUCAGUACAUGGAAACUUCCCCCAAAUUGCUGUGCCAGGAUGAGGCACAGGAUUAUGAGACAGUUGCAGCUACCUCCAAAUUCACACCCUUCCUGCAGAACAAUUAGACUAAUGGGGAAAUGUGACCUUUUUUUUUUUUUUUAACUGCAGGGGGAGAAAGGGAAAGAAAAGAGAAAUAAAUAAAGAAUAAGUGAGGUGGACGGGAGUUUUAAAUUGCUGUGAUUGGAAGGGAGGGAGGAUGCUGAUGGGUAAAAGUUUUCUGAAAGUAGCAUGUAUGUGUGGAUAAAUAUGUGUUAAUUGGAACUUAUUUUGAUUUUGGCCUUGCCCACCACUGGCAUGAGGCAGUUGCCUGUGAAAGGAUUGUGACCUGUGACUUAAAAAAUGUUCUCUGCCCAUGCUCUAGAUUCUGGCAGCAGAGUCUGGCUACAGAUCUUGGCAGUGGUUUUGUAAAUAUAUAUGGCUUCCCAUUGUUCCAUUCUUAUGGAGGCAUAUUUGUGUAGUAUCCUCUUUUUGUUAAGGUGGAGCUUUUGCUUGGGAGAAGUCUUCCACUUCAGUGUCAGGGGUCUCUGUGGAACAAAUGUUGGUCUUAGCCAUUCUCAUCCUCCCUCAGAAUCUAUACAUUUAUUUACAAUAUGCCCCAUAUUUAUGUUAACAUUGCCAAGGCUCGAAGUUACAGUAUUGGCUGUUUGCAUUUGCAAUUACAUGCACAUUUCUCUUUGGUGUUUGUACAAUAAGCUUGGUUUCAGAUCCUCUUGUCUCAUUGGGAGGGGUGGAAAGGCAAAACCUCAUCAGGUGAGAACAUCACUCUCACUGCUUGAGGAUCUGAACUGGCCGCAAGCCCUUCCUGUGUCCUGGAGACUCCAGUAUAGGAGAAGCCUUUUUGCCAGCACCUUUGAAACCCCAGCAGACCACUUUGCCAUCCUUGGACUCCAGUCUGGAAGCCCCAGCCAAACAGUGGUCUUCCCAGCGCCAUCACUCAGCUGCUCCUGAAGUAAGUUAGAGCCAGGGCUGGCCCAAGACAUUUUGUCACCUGAGGUGAGCCACAAAAUGGCUCCCCCCCCCCAAUCCACCAGUGAAAGUCGAGAACAGAGGGGUAAUAAAGAUCCUCGUAGAGAACAAGGAGGAAGUAAAGAUCUACAUCAAGAGCGGGGUGGGGGGCAUCAAAUCAACCUUACCCAAUGGUUGAAGUGGGAAUCAAAGACUAUUUUGUGUUGGGGGGCUGUUCUGCAUCACAUUGGGUGGGUGCAGAACCCAGGAGACCCCAGAGGGCAACCCUCACCAUUUUCUUGCUAUGGGUGGGAGACGAGCAGUGCCUCCUUUUUGCAGAGAGGCCUCUGUAGAGGUGGCCUGGGGGUGGGCUGCCAAGGAGGUGGUAGAUCUGCCCCCAAGUAGCAGCCAGCAAUGCAUUUCUUGGAGACUGAAACUGCUGCCCCUGUGGAUCUUGCUGCCCGAGAUUUUGCUCUCUCAGCCUGAGAGUCACAAGGAGCUAUCCAAGGUGCUGUCUUUGCUGGUCUGCGGCCGAAAUAAAAUUUGGUGCUGAUACUAUGUUUUCUUUGAAUUUGGCCUUAUCUGACCUCUGUGUUGCCCGACUGUGAUUCAACAGAACCUGAAUUAUUACGUGUUUUCCUUACUAGCACACAAACUCACACCUAAGAUAUCUCCGAUGUUUGUGUUACAGCUCCAUUUGGCUAAGAUAAAUGGGUUCUUUAAAGAAGUCCAGCAUUCCCUUCCUCAGGGUGAAAGCAGGAGCUCCCACAUCCCUGGUGUCAGGCCGCCAGCUGGCCAGGAAAGCAAGAGUGGGGAGUGAUAGGCGCAAAUGGGGAGAAGAGAGAUGUAGCUCAGCAUGGCUCAUGAUAAGGCUGGCAAUGGCGGUGUCGCUGUCAUAACUGCAUCCCAAACAUGCUCCCCUGGCACCACACAAUUAAAAGAACUGUAUCAGACUUUGUGAGGAGUACGAAGGGGAAUUAUGGGUAAAUCUGAGGCUAUUGGUGAUAAAAUCUCACAUUAUCACUGCUCAGAUAAUGAUGAGUCGGCUCAGAAGCUGAAAGACUCCUGCAGAGCACAGUGUUAUAUUAGGUGGUGAUGAAACUGUGCAAGAAGUUUAUUUAAUAUGAACAUUUAAAUUAAAUAACGUGUCACACAAAUACAAUCCUAUAGAGCAAUGAUGUUUUCAGUUGAAGAAUAAAUAGGAUUCAUUAUGUAAAAACAAGAACUAUCAAGUCCACACUGAUAAAUUCCUAGCAGGGUUGGAGAAAUAUCUUGCUUCCACUGGCCUGAUCCUUCUCAGGGUUGACCCUGUGGGCAAGGUGCUUUGAAGUCCUGAAGUUGAGACUUAAAAACACCUUGCAAGAAGCUGGUAAAACAAGUAUUCCCCCUUCAUUUUAGCAUGGAUUUCAGUGCAACCCCUUCCUGAAUCUCUCAGAUGCCCACCAGCUGUACUUGCCCAUCGGCUGACAUCAUUUAUGACAAUGGCAUCUGAUGGAUGCAAGGAUGGGAUUAAAUACUGCAUUGACUCUGUGCCUGUUCCUUAGCUGAGCAGGCUCUAACCACUACUCAUUCGCUCACUUCUUUUAUUAUAAUUACAAUGGAAAGGUUUUAUUGUUUUCAAACAUAACAACUGCAAAAGUAUUCUCUGUAACAAUGCAAGCAAUAACAAGAAAAUGAAGGAUGGCUAAACAUUUUGUAUAAUUCCAGUAGUACCUUUUAUAAGCUUUAGCACCUCCCAAAGUAAAUGUUUAACUAGAAGCCUUGGCUUUUAGUUAAAUGUUUACUUCAAGAGAGCACACAAGGGCAAACUUUGCACUCCAGUAUAUAAGGGGCUGGCUUGGAGCAUACAGCUGAUACUUUCUGAGAGAGCAGCAAGCAGACAGACCAAAAAAAUGGCUCCCAUGGCCUGCUCCCAGGCAUACGUUUCCAUCCUCAUGCUGCUUCUAUAUUCUUCGAGUUUUGUUUCUGGUGGGAAACUCCUGGUGGUACCCAUGGAUGGAAGCCACUGGCUCAGCAUGCAAUCCAUCCUGAACCAACUCAAGAAGAAUGGACACGAGAUAGUCGUCGUUGCACCUGAAAUCAAUAUGCACAUAAAAGCGUCAGAUGAUGUUUAUACUUUGAAAAGUUAUCCAGUGCCCUUCACCCAAGAAGAAAUGGAUAUCUCUAUUAAAGAAUUUGGAAAUGACAAUUUUCAAGAGCUUCCUUUUUUGGUCAGGUUUUUUAGAACAAUUGAGAGAAUGAAACAGACAAAUGCUAUGUUCUUAGCUGCCUGCACACAUUUACUAUACAACCAAGAACUGAUGAGCUAUAUCAAGGAGAGCAAAUUUGAUGCUCUCUUUACAGAUCCUAUGAUGCCUUGUGGCCAGAUAGUUGCUGACUACUUUGGCAUCCCUUCUGUCUUUUUCUUACGAGGAAUACCAUGUGGUUUUGACUUUGAAGCUGCGCAGUGUCCGAGACCUCCUUCUUAUGUCCCAAGAGGUAUGACAGGAAACUCAGAUCAUAUGACGUUUGCCCAGCGUGUGAAAAAUAUGCUGUUCCACCUGGCAGAAUACUUCCUCUGCAGUUUUGUCUACUCUCCUUAUGCAAGUCUUGCUUCAGAGUUUCUGCAGAGAGAUCUGAGUCUCACAGAACUUCUAAGUCAUGGAUCCAUCUGGCUGAUGAGAAUGGACUUUGUGGCUGAAUAUCCAAGGCCACUAAUGCCAAAUAUUAUUAUAAUUGGAGGGGUAAACUGUGCUUGGAAGAAGCCGUUAUCUCAGGUUGGUAAUGCUGCUGCUGCUUGUUAUUAUUAUUAUUAUUUUAUUUUUGUUGUUGUUAAAUUUAUUAUGACAGGAUUCUGAAUUCUGUAGAAUUUCUUUUAUGAGUAGAAGCAUGAUUUUUAGACUUUCUAGUCAAUCACCAGUUUGGUGCAACCAGUGCUAUUUUUUCUUUUGUAGUACAGUUUGAUAUUAAUUCCAACCACCACCACCCCCCCAGCAAAAAAAACCUCAAUAGAAAACAUGCAGUGAGUUCACUAAAUAAUCUAUAAAUAGUCUAUAAAAUAUACAAAAUAUCUAUAAGUGGUAAGAACUCUUCUAAUAACACCUCAUUAACUGAACUGAAAAUGCAUGCCUGAAUGAGAUUUCCCCUGGUGCCUAAAGGAGAACAAUGGCACCAGGCAGCGCUUCUUGAUGAGGCCAAGAGCAAGCCCCCUUUCCCCAUCCAUGCCUGCAGCGUGCGCUGAUGUUGUGUCUAGUUUUUGGGCAGCCACAGCUGAGUCAGAACAGCUCAUCCCAGCUCAUCCACCCAGGUUUCAGGAACACGAGCAAUAUCGGUAUUGUCAUUCUCAAUCAAGUCAUGAAUGGCUCAGAAAUCAUGUUCCAAUUUUCUCCAUGAGCCAGAUUGCAACAAUGAUUAUCAUGAACGAUCUCAAGCAACUUUGGCCAAGGAAUUUGGGGAAAUGGCAUAAUUCAAUUGAUGCCGAGCUGAAGUCUUGGAAACACCUAAGGCUUAGUUGCCUGGACUGGAUUGCAGCAAUUAAGACCUGUUUUACCAAGAUUCCCAUUUUUGUUUCCAACCCUCCCUGUAACUAUCCCCUCAGAUAUCUUUGUUAAAUGGCAACUGUUGCUUAAUGGAUUUAUUGCUUGGGGAAGCGUGGUCAUGUGACCAAUAAGACCCUCUAUAGACCUUGGAUGAAGGAAGGACUGAGAAUGCCUGAUCUGAAGUACCAUCAUGAGGCUUUUCAUCUAAAGAAGCUAAUUAGAAUAGUCAAAGAGACCCUAUGAAUUAAUUCCCUCUAGUCCUUCAAUAUGUGUGCUGCUGUUUCUUAGUAUAUCUAGACCUAUAUUAAGGGAUAUAUCUCAUCUUUUUUUGAAGAGAGCAUUGAUAAUGUGGAGGAAGUGUAGAGGUUCUCUGGCCCAGGGCACCUCUCUGCUCUUUCCAUAUUGGAAUCAUCCAGCCUUCAGACUGGAAGAGGUAUGAGCAAUUCCACUUGUGGAAAGAUAGGGGUCUAUAUAGACUGUAUAGACUGUAUGACAUCUAGCAUGCGCUCAGCAUGUGUCUGAAGCCAAGUAUGCAUGGUCAACAGCCGCCCUGGACAAAGAAUUGACCUGAGCCUCCAUGGACAGCUGUGAGUCCAGACUGACUCCCAGGCUGUGCACCUGGUCCUUCAGGGGCAAAGUUACCCCAUUCAGGACCAGGGAGUCCUCCACACCUGCCUGCCUCCUGUCCCCCAAAAACAGUACUUCUGUCUUGUCAGGAUUCAACCUCAAUCUGUUAGCCGCCGUCCAUCCUCUAACCGCCUCCAGACACUCACACAGGACCUUCACCGUCUUCACUGGUUCUGAUUUGAAAGAGAGGUAGAGCUGGGUAUCAUCCGCAUAUUGAUGAACACCCAGCCCAAACCUCCUGAUGAUCUCUCCCAGCAGCUGCAUGUAGAUGUUAAAAAUCAUGGGGGAGAGGACAGAACCCUGAGGCGCCCCACAGGUGAGAGCCCAGGAGUCUGAACACUCAUCCCCCAACACCACUUUCUGGACACGGCCCAGGAGGAAGGAGCAGAACCACUAUAUAACAGUGCCCCCAGCUCUCAGCCUCUCUAGACGGUCCAGAAGAAUGUUAUGGUCGAUUGUAUCAAAGGCCGCUGAGAGAUCCAGCAGAACUAGGAAACAGCUCUCACCUUUGUCCCUAGCCCGCCGGAGAUCAUCGACCAGCGCGACCAAGGCAGUUUCAGUCCCAUGAUGAGGCCUGAAUCUCGACUGGAAGGGAUCCAAAUGGUCCACUUCUUCCAGGUGUGCCUGGAGCUGUUCAGCAACCACUCGCUCAAUCACCUUGCCCAAGAAUGGAAGAUUUGAGACUGGGCCAUAGUUGGCCAUAUUGGUCGGGUCUAGAGUUGUUUUUUUAAGAAGCGGUUAAAUGACCGCCUCUUUGAGCAGGUCUGGGAUGGCUCCCUCACAGAGAGAAGCAUUCACCACCCCACAAAGCUCAUUGCCCUGCCCUUCCCGGCUAGCUUUUAUAAGCCAGGAUGGACAAGGAUCAAGGUGGUUGGCUUCACUCGUCCAAGCAGCCUGUCCACAUCCUCAGAGGUAACAGAUUGAAAUUGAUCCCAAGCAACUUGACUAGACAGGACUCUAGCACUCUCCUGCCCUGGCCCUGCUCCCAUGGUGGAGUCUACCUCUUCCCGAAUCUGAGUGACUUUAUAUAAAUCCGGUAAUGGGCACCAGGUGAUUACAUUCCCUUUCUGAUCAAAUGUGUACAUGGGCUCGGGUGAAUGUAAUGUGCUCUGUGGGAAGCUACCCUUGAAGAUGAUUUGAAAAUUAGCGCUACAGUAUGUGGAGGCCAUGGUGCUGACGUUGGGCACUUGGCCACACAAAAGCUUUGGAGCUCCCAGCCUGCAAUGCAUGUCACUAAAACUAAAGCAUUAAAAGAACAAAAAACCUUACAGCAUUCAAUUAUAUUGUCAAGUAGCACCUUAAAGGUAAAGGUAAAGGUACCCCUGCCCGUACGGGCCAGUCUUGCCAGACUCUAGGGUUGCGCGCCCAUCUCGCUUAAGAGGCUGGGGGCCAGCGCUGUCCAAAGACACUUCCAGGUCACGUGGCCAGCGUGACAAGCUGCAUCUGGCGAGCCAGUGCAGCGCACGGAAACGCCGUUUACCUUCCCGCUAGUAAGCGGUCCCUAUUUAUCUACUUGCACCCGGGGGUGCUUUCGAACUGCUAGGUUGGCAGGCGCUGGGACCGAGCAACGGGAGCACACCCCGCCGCGGGGAUUCAAACCGCCGACCUGACGAUCGGCAAGUCCUAGGCGCUGAGGUUUUACCCACAGCGCCACCCGCGUCCCUCCCAAGUAGCACCUUAGAGACCAACUAAGUUUGUUCUUGGUAUAAGCUUUUGUGUGCAUGCACACUUCUUCAGAUAUACACGACUACCUACCAGAAUCCAUUAUAUUGUAUUUGUUUCUCAAAAAAACCAAGCAAGCCAGAUAGAAAAGCUUAAACCCUUGAUUCUGUAAGGAAGCAAUUUGAGGGGGAGACCGGUCCUCUCCCUGUUUUUGUUGUUUAUUUUAACAGCAACAGAAAAAGGAGCAUGUGCUCCACUGAGUCUAAACUGUAGAUAAAAAAGAAGAUGAAAUAAAUACCAAAUCAAGCUAAUAGCUAAUGGGCAAAACAGAAGCUUGCAACUUUUGCAAUGACAUCUAUAUUUUUAAAAUAAAAAUAAUACAAAGGACUUGUGCAAAAACAGUCUUGUAGAAGACCUCUGUGUUAAAAACAUUAUUUAAGGGUUGUACAUAUAUAUUGCAGUUACAGUCCCCAAAGAUCUUUUGGGCAUGCCUUCAGUGAGCAUCAGUCAGUGGUAAUAGACAAGGGGUAGGCAACGUAAGGCCUGUGGGCUGGAUGAGGCCCAAUCGCCUUCUCAAUCCGGCCUGCGGACAGUCCGAGAAUCAACAUGUUUUUACAUGAGUAGAAUGUGUGCUUUUAUUUAAAAUGCAUCUCUGGGUUAUUUGUGGGGCAUAGGAAUUCGUUCAUUAUUUUAUUUGUUCAUUAUAGUCCUGCACACCACAUGGUCUGUGAGGGAUGGUGGACUGGCCCACGGCUGAAAAUAGUUACUGACCCCUGCAAUAGACGAAUUAAGAUCAUUUGAGUUGAGUUGUUGCUAGAUUGUAUUUAGGUGAGCAGCGCACAGAAGGUGUGUGGUGAUAAAAAAGCACCACCUAGACAUCACCAUGUACAUGACGAAAAAUUUAGGAGUAAGAAAUUUAAUAAACUUUAAAGAAAAAAAGAACAAAAUAUUCAUCUUGCUGGAAUGUAGUAACCUUUAACAUCUUCAACAAGUAGUUAUGAAAUUUUAUGACCUCCGCUUGUUACAAAACCAAAGUGUUUAACUGUGAUGAAUCAUCUUCUAUAACUGUAGUAACUUAAGAUUUCGUUAAUGUAAAUAACUCAACUGGAAUUCUUAUGAUUAGAUAAUGGUCUAAUGCUGGUGGCUAUAGGUUCAGCAGAGUCAAGACGUUAAACAUUUACUUGAGGAGUUCCGGGCCACUGGCAGAGGAACGGGAGCGCAGAGGGAGCAGACUGCCCCGGCACCACUAUUCCGGUAGGGUGCCAUCGCGGCGCCCCCUGGACAUGCGCCGUACAUCCCCACGUGUGCGCCAGGUGCCACGCCCCCAGGUGGCGCGUCACACCCCCAGAAUGUGUGCCACGCCCCUGCGGGCGGUGCACCAUGCCCUCGCGGGCGGCAUACCAGACUCCCGGGAUGCGCGCCAUGCCCCUGGGGGCAACGUGUCAUGCCCCCAGGGCACAUACCAUGCCUCUGCCUGCUUAGGUGAAUUUUACUGUGCAGUAGGUGAGAAUGUUUUAAAUAAUUCUCACUUCUGGAAAAGGUUGUUCAAGUAUUUAAAAACAUAUCUCAGAUUAUUUCCAUGUUUGCUUCUACUUGUAUGACAGAGAGCUAGCAGAGCAACUUUGAUGCCAUAUCUUAGGAUCCCAUGCUCCUUGGGCUGAAUAUAUUUCCUUGAUUAUAGUCUACUUCUUGCAUAGACUUCCAUAUGGUUUGAAUUCUGAAGCAGCCCAGAAUCCAAGCCCCCUGCCUUAUAUCUCAGGAACUUACACAGCUUAUUCUUUUUUAAGUAAAACAUCCCUUUGGUCACUGAGGUAUGAAUUUGGAUUUGAUUACCUCAGACAUGGUUUUAAUUGGAGAGAUAAACUCUGAACAGAGAAGGCAUUAUCCAAGGUUUGAAACACUUUCUCAUGAAAUUACUAUAUAUCUGCAAUUUUACAGGACCUCCGUCACCUGCAUUAUGCUAUGAUCUGUGCCUUGACUGGAGUUAUUAAGGAGGUAGCAACUCUACUCAAUAUGUUGGGAUCCUUGACAAACUGAUUUGCUUUUGUUUCUGCUCCACUGAUGCCAAACAUGUUUGUCUGGAGCUAAGCACUAUUUUCAUGUUAAAAAAGGAUAGUGGGUGAUACCCAGUGCUGAAGCUUCACCAGUGCAAUGGACUUUGUGCAGGCAGUGGAACUCUGUCCUUUCCUAUUCCCUUCCAGCCCACCCCCGCCCCAAAAAACCCCUCAAAAUCAACUCCAGAUGGUUGGAAGUCCCUCCGUUGCAUAUUCUGGAGAUGGAUGUGGGAAGCAGAGGAAACAAUCAUUGCACGAAGCAAACAGAGGGAGAAUUGAAUGCAUCUCAAUAUGUAUUUAAAAUAAAAAUAUUAAAAUGAAUGUCUGUUACCAUAUGCUACACUGGCUUGCUGCCAUCUGACUAAGAAUUUUUUUUUUUAAGUAACAAGAGAGGAUGAUGCAGCAGUUGGCACUGGCUACUCCUGGUGCUGAUGCUAGGCCUAUCUGCUGCUGCCUCUGCAACCUGCCUCGCUCUGGGUGGUCAUGGGGGUAGGCUGUAUAAUUCCUUUAAUUUCUGCCUUUCCUCUCUAUGAGGAAACUCACAAUAAGGAGUUGCUAGCUGUAAUGCUUGAUAUCAGAAAUAAGAUAUUCCGGCUCCACUUGUCCUCUCUUUUACAUAGAAAUAUGUACAAGAGAUUAUGUUUUCUUUAAUAUUGUUACCGGCCACUCCAAUUCCUGCUGAGCCGUGCACAGGAUUCCAGAGGUCUUGGCCCUAAACCAGGGUCUGUGCUCCUUUGGGGAAUUGAAGACACACUGCAGGCUGUCGUAGCUUUAAGAAAUAUGGUUUAUUCACCUAUUUACACCUUCAGUCUGCCUGGAGGGAGUCCAGAUCUUAUAGUACGGUCGCGUCAAAAGAGGCUUGUUCCCCACAGCAGUGCAGCCCUGGAGUCCAAGGCCUCUCUCCCAGCCUCCCUUCAGCCAGCCUGCCCAAAUGGUUCUGUCCUUUGUUCUCAGCUAUUCCAAGCCUUGUGCCAAAGGCCCCAAACUCUUCUGUGACAUCACACCCAGCACAGGCACCAACUUCUAGGGGCCAAGGCAGUUUCGGCCCCCUGAAUUUUUUCUUUUUUUUUUGAGAGGCAGCCACCCUCAAUAUUCAGAUGGUGUUGCACAUGGGACAUCAGCACAUUGCACAAUGUCGCAUUGCCCCCCAAUCCUCUGCAGAGGCUCCUUGGACAUCCAGUUACCCUGCCAACCUUCCAACCCCACCUCCCCAUAUCUGUUCACCCCUCAAGGCAGGGGAAAGGACUCUUGCCUUGCCAAUGGCUCUGUGUUGUUUUUAAUGGCCCUACAUUGUCAGGUUAUUUUGCAUAAGCUAGCCCAGGAAUACUUCUGCAGCUUGUAUUUUGCCUUCAUAUCCCAAAUAAUCAGAAUUCUACCAUUUAUUAAUUUAUUGGGUUUAGGGAGGUCCCCUUUCUAGCACCAAUAAAGUUGAUGCUCCAUAGGAAGCUCACAAAAAAGAAUACAAUAUAUGACAUUAUGGUAACUAUACUGCCUCACCUCCGCGAGCUACAGGAUAAAACUACAAACUUAUGCUGAAUCAUCUGCAGGCAAAUAUUGCUACUGAAGAGAUUUGUUUCGUUAAUGUACAACAUAAACUCAUUUGGCCCUAUUCUUAUCUAUUUAGUAAGUUUGAAUGUAGCCCCGGUCAUAAGAUCAGCGGAGAACAUUAAUUAAACAUUUACCUGAUGCUUGGAAUCAGUGAUGCUGUGGGCUACACCAAUAUUAUACUCAGCAACAUCUGAUUUUGUGCAUUAGGCAUACAGUAUAUCAAAGUCAGGGCUUCUUGUUACCAUGACAGGAACGAUGAAUUCAAGGUCUCAACGAGCCACUGGCCUUGCCUUUUUGUUCUGUGUUGCUUGUUCUAGUUAACAUUUUAAAAUUUAAGGGUUACAGAAGCACACCACAUAAUUGUGCUAAAUCAUCUUCAACACCUCUUGCUGCUGAAGAGUUUUCUUUUUUGUUGUUGUUAACGUACGACAUGAACUUGGUUGGCCCUGUUCUUAGCUGUUCAAUAUUAUUUCAUGCACAGCCUUUGGUCCUGAUAAAAGUAGUGUCAGUGGAGGGCACACAUUAAACAUUUACUUGAUGCUUAGUAUGAGUGAGUCCAUUGGCUGCACCAACGUUAUACUUGCAACAUCUGCUUUCAUAUAUUAGGCACAAAGCGUGUAAGGAAGUCAGGACUUCUUGAUACCACGAUGGCCAGGCUGAAUUCAAGGUCUCAACUGGUUGCUGGACUUGCCUUUUGGUUCUGUUUCUGGCAUUGUGCCGAAAGUGGGAAGCUGUUGGUGUUGCCUCAAGAUGGAAGUCACUGGCUGAGCAUGCAAAUAGCAGUAGAGAAGCUUGCGCAAAAAGGACAUGAGGUUGUGGUUGUGAUGCCAGAAAACACUUUGGUCAUGAAAACGUCUUCUGAGCAUUUUACUGUAAGAACACAUUCCGUGCCUUACACCCAGGAGCAGUUGGAUGAAUUUUACAGGGCAAUAGGUGAGAAUAUUUUUAAUAAUGCUCACCUCUUGGAGAAGGUUGUUCAGUUCUAUAGAAAUGUAUCUCGUAGUGUUUCCAUGUAUGUUUCUGCUUGUCGUCAUCUUUUAUACGACAAAGAACUCAUCCACUUCCUCCAGCAGAGCAACUUUGAUGCUGUGUUUUCUGAUCCUGUGCUGCCUUGUGCUCCAAUCCUUGCUGAAUAUCUUUCCUUGCCUAGAGUCUACUUCUUACGUGGACUUCCAUGUCAUUUGGACUUCCAAGCUGCUCAGUGUCCAAGCCCCAUUUCUUAUAUUCCACAGGGUUUUACAACUUACUCGGAUCAUAUGACAUUUACUGAGCGUGUGAAGAAUGUUUUAAUGACUCAGUUCAAUUCUUUAGUUUGCUACUUAUUUUAUGAAAAAUAUGAACAGCUUGCUACUGAGUUUCUGCAGAGGAAGAUUACAGCCUUGGAACUUUUUAGUAAAACAUCCGUUUGGUUGCUGAGGUAUGACUUUGCAUUUGAUUACCCCAGACCUGUGAUGCCCAACAUGGUCUUUAUUGGAGGGAUUAAUUGUGCCCAGAAGAAGCCAUUAUCCAAGGUUUGUAACACUUUAUCAUGACAUUUGUAGUUAUUUUAUUGGUGUUACGCCCUCUGUCUUUCUGUAUGUCAGCUACAGCAAUUUAUUGUAGCUCAGUGGUAGAGCUUUCCAUCAGAAGAUUCCAGGUCCCCUGGGGCAUCUCCAGGUAGGGCAGGAAAAGACCCCUUUCUGAAGCCCAGGAGAGCAGCUUCCAAUCCAUGCAGAAUAUACUGAGCUACACAGAACCGAGGUCUUACUCAGUAAAUCGAGAUUCCUAUGCAGUUCUUUUUUUCUAGACAAAACAGUGCUGGCUGGGGGCAGGUCGCACAGAGGGUGAAGAUUGCCCUCUCUGCCCUCUAUUCUUCACCUCCAGGCGAGCACGUGUGGGACACGCAGAGGGGGGCAUGACGUGACAUCACAAAACACUGGGCCCCCUCCAUGUGGGAGGCAACGUGGCGCUCCUGAAGCCACGGAGCAGGAGCUCUAGGAGGCUGAAUCAGUGGAGGAUUCAACAUCCCUUUUGAAUACAAAAGGGAAAUGUUGCAGGAAACCCACAGAAUUGGGCAGGAGUCUCAGGAAGACAUGCAUUAAAGAUUUAUUUGAACUCAUCAACCAAAUAUUUUGCUUCAGGACAAUUGUUUAUAGGUGGAUAUUUUUGAUGGGGAGGAUUGCUUCCUUCUCACAUUCUCACAUUCACAAACUUGAACUACAGACCUGAAUGCAGAGGGGACUGGUUUAAAUCAAAGCAAUUAAAAAAAAAAAUCACAGAGAGGACCAGCUUAAACAAUUACAACAAAUUGACGAUCUGAAAAUCCAACUUUUUUUUUUUAACAAACAUGCCUACUAAACUGGUUGCUAUAACUUUUGAAAUUAGUGAUAAUGUAGUUACCUGGUUCAGAAUGCGAAUAACAAACUUAGUUGGUCUCUGAGGUGCUACUGGAAGGAAUUUUUUUAUUUUGCAGUGUGUGUUGUGUUGUGGGGGGGGGGAGUGCCCUCCCAGCAGUGGCAGUGCUGCUGCUCAGCGGAAUGGAGGUGGAACAGAGAGUGGCAGCAGCAAAGUCACAGAGCUCUUGAUUUGUGGUGGCUGCAAAGGGGGGGUGGGGACAGAUGGCUAAACUGGGGGGGGGGGGGCAGAUAAAUACCAGUUCAAGCCAAUUGCUGAUGGGCAAAAUAGAGGCUUGUGGGGGUGUUUUUCUUUUCUUUUUGCAGAGACAUGGUAUAUAUUUUUAAACAGAAUUAACACUGGCUUCCUGUGCCAGAGCAGGCCUGCACAAGACCUCCGUGCUCUUGUUGUUGUUGUUGAAUAUUGUUACAGUAGUUAUAGCCUUCAGAUGUGUUUUUGUUGUGCCUUCAGUGUGCAGCAGCAUUUUGGUCACUGGAAAUGAAAUGGCUAGAUUGUAUUCAGCUGAGCAGCAUAUACAGGUAAGGGGUAUGAAAAUAAAAGCCCCUCCUACCCAGAGGGGUACAUGACAAACUACCUUCCCCCAAAAAUAAAGUGCACCAAAGACUCAGCUAUACAGCUGCAAAUAAAAUAUUUACGUGUGUUUUAAGUGUAAUAUACAAUGUGACACUAGAUGGCAAUAGUGAGCCUUAUGGAAAAUUCAACGUAUUUUUAAAAACACUUUUCAAAAAGCAUUUUCAGAACAGUUUUUAUAUGUGUGUAGAUUCCAUCAAAGAAGCUUCCCUGUCAGCAGUGACUACAUUUUUGUACUGGGCCAUUUUUCCUUGGUGGAUUAUCCAUGGAUUGGGAAAAUCUGGAUUAAAUGUGUAGGAAUUUGGGGAUGCCAUUUUGUUAAGGAUGAUGUGUACAUGUUGAAAAGCCUUGCUCACAUAACUAAGAGCAAAUGCACAGUAAACGGACAUGGGGAGAAGCCCUUUAUUUGUCUGGACAUGUUCCAACUUGAUUGGUAGAUCAUCAUUGCUUAUUCUAGUUAACAUUUUAAAAUCUGAGGGUUACAGAAGCACACCACAUAAUUGUGCUAAAUCAUCUUCUACAACUCUUGUGGCUGAAUAGUUUUCUUUUUUGUUGUUGUUAACGUACGACAUGAACUUGGUUGGCCCUGUUCUUAUCUGUUCAAUAUUAUUUCAUGCACAGCCUUUGGUCCUGAUAAAAGUAGCAUCAGUGAAGGGCACACAUUAAACAUUUACUUGAUGCUUAGUAUGAGUGAGUCCAUUGGCUGCACCAACGUUAUACUUGCAACAUCUGCUUUCAUAUAUAAGGCACAAAGCGUGUAAGGAAGUCAGGACUUCUUGAUACCACGAUGGCAAGGCUGAAUUCAAGGUCUCAACUGGUUGCUGGAAUUGCCUUUUGGUUCUCUUUGUGGCAUUGUGCCGAAAGUGGGAAGCUGUUGGUGUUGCCUCAAGAUGGAAGUCACUGGCUGAGCAUGCAAGUGGUAGUUGAGAUGCUUGCGCAAAAAGGACAUGAGGUUGUGGUUGUGAUGCCAGAAAACACUUUGGUCAUGCAAACGUCUUCUGAGCAUUUUACUGUAAGAACACAUUCCGUGUCUUACAGCCAGGAGAAGUUGAAUGAACUUCUGAGUUCGAUGACUGAGCAUGCUCUUAAGAAUCUGAAUUUCCUAGAGAACAUGGUACACUUGUAUAUAAACAUAUCUCAAGUUACUACCAUAUUUGUUUCUACUUGUCAGCAUCUUUUAUACGACAAAGAACUCAUCCACUUCCUCCAGCAGAGCGACUUUGAUGCUGUGUUUUCUGAUCCUGUGCUGCCUUGUGCUCCAAUCCUUGCUGAAUAUCUUUCCUUGCCUACAGUCUACUUCUUGCGUGGACUUCCAUGUCAUUUGGACUUCCAAGCUGCUCAGUGUCCAAGCCCCAUUUCUUAUAUUCCAGAGGGUUUUACAACUUACUCGGAUCAUAUGACAUUUACUGAGCGUGUGAAGAAUGUUUUAAUGUCGAUGUUAGCUUCUUUAUAUUGUUACUCAUAUUAUGGAAAAUACGAACAUCUGGCAACUGAAUUUCUGCAAAGGAAAAUUACACUCUUAGAACUUUUUGGUAAGGCAUCCAUUUGGCUAAUUAGACAAGACUUUGCAUUUGAUUACCCCAGACCGGUGAUGCCCAACUUGGUCUUCAUUGGAGGGAUUAACUGUGCCCAGAAGAAGCCAUUAUCCAAGGUUUGCAAUUCUUUAUGGUGAAAUUGUUGUUUAUUUGCUGCCUUUCGUGACCUUCUGGCACUUGCCUUAUCCUUCAUGAAUGAUAUUUCCUAUUGUACAUCUACUUAAGUGUUAGGACAUAGACAUCCUAGUUGCUCCAUUGAUGGAACAAAGCUUUUUUUUUUUCAUUACCACCAACUCUUUAGUGCAAAUGAAGUGGUAGAUUCCAGCAAUAAUAAUUUUACAGAAGAGCUAAGGCACUUUCCGGUUCGUUCAUGCACCAAAAACUCUGUUGUUCCACCAGGCAGAGGGCCUUUUCGGUGGUGGCGCCUUCCCUGUGGAACACCCUCCCACCAGAUGUCAAAGAGAACAACUACCAGGCUUUUAGAAGACAUCUGAAGGCAGUCCACUGUUUCGGGACAGCUCUUACUGUUUGAUGUAUUGUAGUAUUUAGCAAUAUUCAUUUUGAGAGCCAGAGUGGCUAGGGCAGCCUAGCCAGAUGUGCGGGUAUACAAUACAUCAUUAUUAUUAUUAUUAUUAUUAUUAUUAUUAUUAUUAUUGUUCAGAACUGAAAAGCCUGUUAGCUUUACUGCUUUCUUGAGUGCCCAUGUUGCUUCAGACCUGCAGGGGAAGGGAAUUCGCCUGAAAGGCCCAAGGAAGAAACUGGUUAGGCUGGUACUUUUACAGCUGAGUUCUACCUCCUAACUGCCACGGACUGAGCCGGAGACAUGUUCCCCAUCAGGUAUCUGUUCUGCCCCUGAGCUAUGGUACUGUCUUUUGCUGUACUGAUCACCUACCUAACUGCUGAAAAUACCUUUCAGCAAGCUGAGGGUUUGUGAAAUCUGCUAUGAGAAAAACAGAAAGUGAGUUUGGAUAGGAGAAACAGUCCCCCACAUAGCUAGGAGUUUUGAGCUGUUGCUUAGAUGCAAAGGUAGAAGCAGAAAUGCUAGCCUAGCAUUGCUUACAGUGAUGCAGGUAUUUUCUUUCUUUCUUUCUUUCUUUCUUUCUUUCUUUCUUUCUUUCUUUCUUUCUGAGAGUCAUAACCCCUGCGUAAACUGUGGGCUUACUGUAUACAACUGAACAGAUAGUGAGGAAGGUCAUCCAAUCUGCAGGGGGAGAAACAUAUGUAUGGUAUCUUUGCUAAUCUACCUUCAAGAACCGUAGUCAUCAUUAUUUGAAACCCAAGAAUUGUUCAGGUGAGCAGUGAUAAGGAAACCACCCAUGUGACCCCCCCCCCAAGUGCAGUAAGGAGCUUCCACGCCGUCAGCAACUGUGGUUUUGUACUCGGUCAUUUUUACUUAUCCAAUUAUUUAGGAAGUGGGAAAUCUAGAUUAAAUGGAAAUUGGGGGGAUGGUGCUGACUUUUUGCUCAGAAUGAUGUCAAAUGGAGAUUGCAAAAAACUCUACUAAUACACAUGACUAACAGAAAAUUGACAGUAAACUCCUGUGUGGAGCAGUCCUUUGUUUGAGUAUUUCCCAAGUGAUCUCUGGAUUGUACUGCUUAUUCUUAGUAUUUUUUUAGUUUGAGUACAGUGGUACCUCAGGUUAAGUAUUUAAUUCGUUCCAGAGGUCCAUUCUUAACCUGAAACUGUUCUUAACCUGAAGCACCACUUUAGCUAAUGGGGCCUCCUGCUGCCGCCACGCCGCCGGAGCACAAUUUCUGUUCUCAUCCUGAAGCAAAGUUCUUAACCUGAAGCACUAUUUCUGGGUUAGCGGAGUCUGUAACCUGAAGCAUAUGUAACCUGAAGCAUAUGUAACCCGAGGUACCACUGUACUGUAUUUGAUUUUUAAAAAUAAUAGUUUUAUUUGCUGGCUAAAGGGUUUUGGGGAUUUAUUUUAUUUUGUUUUAUUUUAUUUAUUCAAUGUGUAUACCACCCUUCUUCUGAAGACUUCAUGGGGGUUCACAGCAUAAAAAUACAGAACAAUACCACAAAAUACAUAACAAAACAAGAACAAAACCCAAACAAACCAAUAACCCUGAUUCCACAAAAGGACGUAGACUGUUAAUUAGCCAAAGUCCUCGUUGAUAAAGAAUGUUUUUGCCUGGCACCUAAAAAUGUAUAAUGAAGGCACCAGAUGACAUUCCACAAACAGGGAACCACUAUAGAAAAGGCCCAUUCUCAUGUUGCCACCCUCCUGGUCUCUCGUGGAGGAGGUACAUGAAGAAGUACCUCAGAGGAUGGUUGCAGGAUCUGAGUCGGUUCAUACUGAGAUAGACAGUCCUUGAGGUACUGUGGUCCUGAGCCAUUUAACCAUUUAAAACAUCAACUCAGUUGACAUUGCUCUUAUAAUUGGAUAUACAGUAGUACCUCGGGUUACAUACGCUUCAGGUUACAUAUGCUUCAGGUUACAGACUCCACUAACCCAGAAAUAGUGCUUCAAUAGAGGCCCCAUUAGCUAAAGUGGUGCUUCAGGUUAAGAACAGUUUCAGGUUAAGAACGCACCUCCAGAACGAAUUAAGUACUUAACCCGAGGUACCACUGUAUGGGCUAUUUGUCCUGGCAAGAGGUUCAGCAGAGGCAACAAAUUAAACAUUUACUUGAUGCUUAGAAUCUGUGAUCCUGUGGGCUGCACCAGUGUUUUAUUAUGCAACAUCUGCUUUCAUACAUUAGGCACACAAAGCGUAUAGCGAGUUCAGGGCUCCUUGAUUCCAUGAUAGGAAGGAUGAAUUCAAGGUCUCAUCCAGCUGCUGCUGGCCUUGCCUUUUGGUUCUGUUUGUGGCGUUGUGCUGGAAGUGGGAAGCUGUUGGUGAUGCCACAGGAUGGAAGUCACUGGCUGAGUACAGAAGUGGUAGUAGAGACGCUUAUGCAACAGGCUAGCCUGCAGACUCCUUAUCACCCAAUCCAGGUUGGUUUGCAAAACCGACCUUUGACCAAGAUUUAAACAUUCCACACUGCCUUAAUAAAUGUGUCACAGAAAAUAAAUAUUUGCAGAAGAAGAUAGGGCUAAAGGCUCGCAAGAGGCUUUGUUUCCUGUGCUGUUCGCAAUGGUUUUUUUACAUUCAUUUCAUUUUGGGUUAGAAUUAUGCCACAAUGCAACCAGCAAGAAGAUUUCUAUGCGUCAAGGCAUUUGUGUUUUGCUUACUCUCUUUUUCUGGAACCUUACGGAUGGAGGAAAGGUGUUGGUAAUACCCCAUGAUGGCAGUCACUGGCUCAGUAUCCAUCCAGUUAUGGAACAUCUUCAGCAGAGAGGACACCAAGUAGUUGUCGUUGCUCCUGAGACGAAUUUAUGGAUAAAGUCAUCUGUACAUUAUACAUUGAAAACAUUUGCCGUGCCCUACUCAAAGGAAUACUUGAAAGCAGAAUUCCAAAAGCUUGGUCACAGGAUUUUUGCACGUCAGCCUUUCCUGGAAAGAAUGACUGGGACAUUUUCAAGAAUAAGAAAUAUUACAAUGCUUCUAUAUAAUAAUUGCAAGCAGCUUUUAUACAGCAAAGAGCUGAUUUCUUACCUUAAAGAAACCAAAUUCAACAUUGUAGUUAUGGAUCCAGUGUUUCCAUGUGGGCAGAUCUUGGCUGAGUAUUUAUCCCUUCCUUCUAUUUACUACUUGCGGGGAAUUCCAUGUGGUUUAGACUUUGUGGCAACACAGUGUCCAAACCCACAUUCUUAUGUCCCAAAAUUUUUCUCGGGCAAUACAGAUCACAUGAACUUUAAACAGAGAGUGAAGAAUUUUUUAAUCGGCUCGCUGGAAUUCAUGAUAUGCCAUUUUCUUUAUUCACCCUAUGGAGCACUGAACAAGGAAUUCCUGCACCAAGAUGUGACAGUAGCAGACCUUUAUAGUCAAGCAUCAAUUUGGCUUCUGCGCUAUGACUUUGUUUUUGAAUAUCCCAGACCUAUCAUGCCGAACAUGGUCUUCAUUGGGGGUAUAAACUGUGCAAAGGAAAAUCCACUAACUCAGGUUGGAAUCCACCUCUCCACUCCCCCUUACUGAGACGGUUCAAAACUUCAGUUUAAAAAUGGAGGAUGAGAAAGGGAUUAGGAUUGAGAUAUUUCAGUAGACUGGAAAAGUUAAUACAGUGGUGCCUCGCAAGACGAAAUUAAUCCGUUCUGUGAGUGUCUUCGUCUAGCGGUUUUUUCGUCUUGCGAAGCAACCCUAUUAGCGGCUUAGCGGAUUAGUGCUAUUAGCAGUUUAGCGGCUAUUAAAGGCUUAUCGGUUUAGUGGAUUAGCUGCUAAAAGGCUAUUAGCGGCUUAGCGGCUUAGAAAAAGGGGGGGGGCGGAAAAAAAUCUCAAGACUCGCAAGACAUUUUCGCCAUCUCCCUUUUGACAUAAUAUCAGAAUGUCUGCGGCCAUACUACCCUGAACACGCCCGAUCUUGUCUGGUCUCGGAAGCUAAGCAGGGUCAGGCCUGGUUAGUACUUGGAAGGGAGACUUAAUAUUGGAAUCAAGAGGCACAAUGCAAUUACCAAGCAGCAGAUUUAAAAUAAUAUGCACAGAGGCUCUGGGCUUAUAAAUCCUAAUGCCUAAUACCUUAGCUGAGCUUAGCGAACCGCCUUAUUAUAUCAUAUUUAUGUCAGUCUGCUACCUUGCUUUGCUGAUGUGGAAAACUUUAUUGUGUAUUAUUUUUAUUGGUUGCUGUACUUAUUGCAUUUGUGUUUUCUGUUGUAACCUGCUCUGUGAUGACUUCUGGGAUGAAGAGCAAUUUAGAAAUAUCCUAAAUGAAUGAACGCAUAUGAUAUGUUGUUAGAGAGAUUCCUGAAAUUCAAUAUCCUGACCGAUGUCUAAGACUGAAUGUGAGGGCAGGUGGGCCAUUAGGCCGGUCUAGGACAAUUCUUCUCAGGGGCAAAAGAAAAAUGUAAUCCAGGGCAGAGGAGAGAGGAGGAGGAGGAGGAGGAGGAGGAGAGGCUGCCACUAUUACAGUAGUGGCAAAACAACAACAGCAAAAGUAAGGGGAGGGGAGAGGAAGAGUCCCUGCUGGGGAGGGGCAGAGGAGAGACGGGGGCAACAGGAGGGCCUACACAGAAGGAUUUGUUCUGGAUCCGACACUGCCCCCCCCCAACAGAUCUGGUCCUAGAAAUGGUCUAAUGUUCACACACACACACACACUUGCCCAGCAAAGGUUACUUUUUCAUUUAGCUUUUUGGGAGAGAUGAAAAUAUUCCCACGUGACGCAGAAUGCUGACCAAAAGUUUCUUUGUUUGUUUUGCCUAGGAAUUUGAAGCCAUAGUAAACAGUUCUGGCGAACAUGGCAUUGUGGUGUUUUCCUUGGGUUCAAUGGUUUCUGAAAUUCCAAUGAAAAAAGCUAUGGAAAUUGCUGAAGCGUUUGGAACAAUACCUCAGACGGUAAGAAGGAAAAAUGGUAUUCACGUAGGAUGUUAAAUAUUUUGGUUCAUUUUGCAUGUGUUGCUGUCUGCUUUAAAAGUGGUUCCGAAGCUGAAGUUGACACACAACCCUUUGCCUCACUCCAACAAGCAAUCUUGCAGCUUGACACAGCAUGAACCGGGAAGCUGUUCACAUACAGCUCUUUAGAAAUAUUGCCAUGGUAAUUUAGAUGCCAGCUGCUGGCUCAGACCCUCCUCAAAAGCUACAGCUGAUAUUGCUGCAAGAAGACAAGAGGGGAACAAGAUGUGAAUAGUUCCCUGACAGUUGUCACGUUUGGCUGCAUUCCAGAUAAAGCUGCCAGAGUUGAGCCCUCGGCGGGUUCCCUAAUUGUACAGCAACCGCAAGUGGAACAAUGCAGAAAACCCUGCUGAUCUUCAUAACCAACAUUCUGCAACUAAAUUUCAGAUCAUAUGGACUAGGUCUUGUUUCUUUAAGUUGGGGAGGGUGGGCUAAAAGAUUAUCCAUGCACACCACCUCAAAUCCAGAGGCUAGAGACAUCUGUUGGAAAAAGUUUUAGUGAUGAUAGAUUGUAGUAUAGCCAUGUCAGCUAAUCAAUUACCAGUCCAGAAACUGGUGAAAUUUUGCCUCCUCUGCAUUUUCUGCUACCAUAACAUGAGACUUCUUUUCUCAUUCCUCUGAGAAUACAGCUCCUUCACUGCUAAGAAGUGAAAGGAGUCAAUAGUAAAUGGAUUUCCCAAACUUGCCUCAUCCUUCUUGGAAGUAAGAAAUAGCUGCUUUAGCGGCCUCCAUCAUGUUGCCCUUUCUCAGACUUCCUAAACCUGGUGCCUUCCAGAUGCCUUUGACUAGAGCUCCCAUCUGCCCCAGCCAGCGUGGCCAGUGGUCAGGGAAGACGGGAGCUGUAGUUCAGAACAACUGGAGGGCAUCGCGGUGGUGUGGAAGAAACCAUGUUGCCAUGGUAAUAUAAAAAUAGGCUCUGUCAGUGCCUGGAUUAUUAUUUAUUUAUUUAUUAUUUAAUUUCUUGUUAAGUUUCAAAAGAAAAGGAAAGAAAUGUUUUACAAAAUUCUACAAAAUACAGUGUUACCAAACACGAUCUGAUGAAAAUAUACAAAUUCUUUAUAAAAUCAUAGAUCACUGUUGGACAAAAACAGACAUAAAAUAAAACCAAAAUAAAUAAACUACAGGUAAGUGAAUGUGUGGGAGGUAGUGACUGGAGCUCUUUAUAGCACAGACAUAAUGGUUAAACAAGAGAAAGUUACAAAACGUAGACCCUAUUAUAUCAAGGGAAAGUGAUUAAAGUAUUCAAAUGCCCUGAGUCACGGAGCCAUAUUCAUUUCUAGGCUGAGGGCGUCCUUGGCCAUGUUUCUCUUUGCUUACAACUGAAAUGAAGUCAAACUAAACAAAUACAAAAUCUUCCUUCUUUCUUUGGCCCCUAAGGACUCUCAGCUUAUUAUUUAGUUUUUCUAGCAGGGCAAUAUCACACAGUAAGAUUGGUCCCAUCUAUUUCCCCCCCAAACUGUGAUGGUCAUUCUAGCGGCAAUAAGCAGCUGUGCUAUCAGAACUUUGUGCAAAUGGUGCAAAUUUUGAUUACCCUCAAAUAUAAGCGUAAAAAUAAAAGGGUUAAUUGAGAUGUUAGGAUAAUGUGGCAGCUUAAGAUCUUAUCCAUUUCUCUGAAUGCUGUUGCUGAAAAUUCUUGCACUCUAACACAACCCCACCAUAGGUGGAUGUAUGACCCAAUUUCUGAACAUCCCCUCCAGCUCCUUGGGUAAGCUGAUGAAUUUAUAUACAAGAGUCUUCUAGUACAUUCAGCUGAUAUAUUAUGAAAAGGAGCUUUUUCCCCAUGGUAAACCAAGUAUAUUCAGUUAUGUCACAUUCUAAAUCUGUCUUCCAGGACAUUCUUAAACCUGUUUGGUGUCUGGGAUCAUAUUUGAGGAAAGCUUUUAAAUAUUUGAAAGUAUUCCCUUUGAAUAUUGUGAAGAAAUAAUUCGUAUUAUUUUUCAGUGUCUGAAUAAUCAUGACACUAAUUCCAUAUUACUUUAUCCUAGCCUGAGAUCCCAUGCAGACUCAGAUCAUUAUAGACUUUUGGUCAUGAUUACAUGCUAUUUUAUGAGAUAAAUUAUUGAGAGUGGUUUGUGUUUUGGUUUUUUGUAAGCUUUUACUUUUUUUUAAAGUCACAGAGAGUAUGCAAUAUUCUUUGUUUCUGUUUAUAAUUGCCUAACUUAGGGCGAAGCAUUUGCAAUGAAUUAUCUUCCGUCUGUUAUCUACUGAAAUGUGUUGGAUUUAGACACAAGACCUGGAUUGAAAUCCUAGCUAACUCUUUGGCCUGGUUCACACCUCACGGCAAGGCAAACUAUGUGAUGGUACCUGAAGACGAACUCACACAUGCUUUUCUCCUCGUUGGUUUUUUAACCUGAGCUUGGCAUGGCAGCUAAGCCAAGGUUUGGCAUAGAAUGUCAUCUGAACUGAGAAUUGUAGCUAAGGUCUCCGUUCCUUAACUACAUUCUGUAACCAAGGUCUGUCCACAUAGUUUCCUGGUUUGGAUGAAAUAAGGUACCAUGGUUAAUCUUGGCUUGAUUUCUUGGGCUAAGAAGGGAGUAGCAAAGGGGUUGCAUGCAGGGGCAAAAGGCUUGUUAGUAUCUCAGCCUGUGAAGCUGAGAUAUGAUCAUCCAAACACCGCCACUGGGUGUUAAGUAGACCUGAAGUCUCCAUCAGUAAAUUGGGAAUAGUACUGCUCUAAGGAUAGUUGAUAUAUGUUAUUCAGUUUUGGAUAAAGAAUAGGACUAUAACCUUUUAAAAAUGUAUUAAUUUUAGUCCAUUCUUUUAAAAAUAUUUAUUAUUUAUUUAAUUGAAAUCAUAUUAUUAAAUAACAUGUUUAAAAAGAAAUAAAUAGGACAUAAUACAAUUGCAUAAAAAUAAAAAUUAAACACACACAAAAUAAAAGGAUACAAAUAUGCAUUCACAACCCCUGGGGAAAAUAAGAAGUAUUGAUAUUUCAUUCUUAAGUUAAACUUAUGUAUGGGUAAAAACUAGAAGUGCACUUUCAUUCUUUUAUAUACAGGCAGUACCUUAUUUAUUUGUUGUUAACCGAUAUCCCACCUUUCCAGCUAAUGGGGCUCUUUGAAGAGGCAUUGCACCCUACGUAAGAGAUAUGAGAGAAUGCUUGUUCAAGUGCAAUUUGAAGUUUUUGUAAGCGAAGUGAAAAGAUACAUUUCCUAAUCUAUGUGUUUCCUUCCUCGUGAAGGUGCUAUGGAGAUAUACAGGAGAAACACCCCCAAAUCUUGCAAAGAACACAAAGCUUGUGAAGUGGCUACCACAAAAUGAUCUGCUUGGUAUGUCUGGGACAGGAAUUUUGUUGUUGUCUAUAACCAGCCCUUAGUGCUGCUUCAAUGCCAUUAGCCUCUUAGCAAUACCAUGAGAGAGUGUAUCUAAAUACUGUUUAGCAAAGUGUAAAGUAAUGUGAUGUUGGAUGGACAUGCUCCCACAUUGCUCUUGGUCAUGUACACUCAUAGCAAAGCCCUGUAGCUGCAAAAGCUGGGCUAGGAAAAGAAAACCCUGCCUGGCGCUUUAUGCUCAUAGUGUGCAUAAAAAACUAAGGAAAUAGUUGAAAGGACAGUGGGCACAGAUGCCAAAAUGUGAGCCAUGAAAUAGGGGUGAGGGGGAAAUUUCAUUCAGUUCGCAUUUAAAGGCAAGCUUACUUCAUUCGCACUAUCCAAAACAAUCUGUGAACUGAAUCACAGCCGUCCUUCAAAAUUCACACGGCUCUGUAUUCCGCAAUGCAGGUAAUGUACAAAAUGUAUAUACUAUGUUGAGGCAUGCAUAAAAAUGCUGAAAGUAGUAAAAAUAACCUACAGGAAUCCAUUAUAUUAGGAGAAAUUCACACUAAAACUUUGGCAAGUUUUCGUGGUAACUAAUAAUAAUAAUAAUAAUAAUAAUAAUAAUUGCAAACUGGCGUAGAAGUAUGGAGAACUGAACAUAAGACUGGUAAGAUGAGAAACUGGGAGAAACCAAAACUGACUGAUUUGCUCAUCCUUACCCAUACCCACUUGCUGGAGUGAAAAUUGCAUUCAGUUCUGUUGAAAACAAUGACUGACCAAAGUACCAUUGGCUUUAAUGGAAUUUAGCACUAAACUAGACAGGAUACUGGAGGCAGCUGAUAUCCUGCUUUCUACAGGUGCACGCUUGGUCCCAAGAGGACAGGACUUCCUGUCCAUCACUUGAUGUUCAGUGUCCCACAUCUGACAUUACAUGUGGUGUCAAAUAUGGGGCAGGUGGGUGUGGUUUGAAGAAAACAGCCUCACGGGCCAAAUCUGGUGGGUCAAUUCUGGCUCUCAGGCCAAAGGGUCUCUACCCUUUGUAUUGAAUUGAGGGAUCAGGGAUGGAGAACCCAAGCCUCUUUAUCUGGCCUUCAGGACUCAGCACAGGCCAUGCCCCCAGGCCACAUCCUUCACUGGCCCUACUCUGCACUCUACCUGCCUGGACUGGGCCCUUGAACUGUGAUAGCACCUCUUCCUUGCCUGGGUGGAGAGUGGCAGGACCCAUCACUGGUCUGGAGUCCUAGAAGGCUGUCCAUGAAGGAAUGUGACCCUUUGGCUGACUGAGGGUCCCCACCCCUGGCCUAGAUGGCCUAGAAGGGGGCCACUUCUCUCCUCCCACAGUUCUGUACCAUCCUUCUGAAAGAUAUUUUGCUAGACUGUACAUAACUGUCCAAGGAGAUCAGCUUAAUCAUAUGGCUGUUUAAUUUGAACUUCAAUUGGCUGCUUCCAUAAAAAUGCAAUUUUAAGACUUGGCCUAGAUACGUUGUCGUUAGCAGAAUGAUAAACCUGUUGUUAUUUCUCCACCUCCUGCUCUUUCCUCAACAGCUCAUCCAAAAGCCAGAGCCUUUAUCACUCAUGCUGGCUCCCAUGGGGUCUAUGAAGGAAUCUGCAAUGCAGUACCAAUGGUGCUGAUGCCGCUUUUUGGAGAUCAAAUGGACAAUGCAAAGCGGAUGGAAUCUCGAGGUGCAGGAGUGACUCUGAAUGUAGUGGACAUGACUUCCAAGGAUUUAUCUGAUGCACUGAAGGCUGUUAUUUAUGAUAAAAAGUGAGUGAUGAGUGGUACAAAAUGAGUGGUACAAAACUCAUUUUAGGGUUGGCCCAAAGUACAUUUAAAAUCAGAAUAUUCAAGGAAGUAUACCAUGGAAAUUUACUUUCUUCUUUGCUUCAGUGCCUUGUUGUCUUUCUCACUGGCAGUUGUUGGUUAUUCAGAGGAAAUAAAAUAAUGUCUGGUGACCAGGAGUGUAGCUAGGCAGGGACGGGGCGAGCGUUCUGCACCGGGCGUGGGGGGGGUGUAGGAUGCCACGGGGGUCUAAAGGGUGGCUGCUGGGGGUGGACUUCCUGGUGGGAUGGGAGCACGGCGGUUGCUUGGUGAUUCGGGUCCUGCAAGGGGGCAGAGCCACUGCUUGAAAUCAGCGGGGGUCGCUACACAGCUGCUGGUGACAGGUGAAGAAGAAAGUCUCUUCUUAACAACCCCUCUGUUUUCACUGCUUUGAUUCUUUAUCAGGACUCUGGGUCCUCUACAGUAGUUGUUUUAAAAAUGUAUUCUGUCAGACCACGGCAUUUUCAGAAGCUAAUCAGAGCAUUAUCAAAGAAAAGUUAAGUAACGGCAAGGUUCCGUAAAAGAAAGCUUUCCCUACAAUGAGCAGCUGCAAGGGAGUUUGGAGUAUCUUCUAAUGCGUAGUGCUAGCUCCCCCAAGGGGACAAUAAGUGGGGGCAGGGGGGAGGGCCAAGAAGCCGCGCCAGUGCUCCAGGUGAGCCAGUCUUCGAGUGGGUGUUUGAUUUUCGUUGUUGUGUAUACUGUGUAUAUACGGACAAUGACAAUAAAUUUAUCUAAUCUAAGUGCCCUGGAGUAUUCUCCAAAAUCCUCCAUAAUGCGCAGGAGUUUCCAGGGGUUCCUUCACAGACAGGUUGAUCUGGAAAGCAUUCCACAUUCCACAUCCGUCACAAAACACUGUCCUGCACAAUAUUCCAUCUCUGCUCCUUGCCAAUGCUGUUUCUGCCAAGGGUAGCCAGCAAAUCUGCCGUUUGCUAUUAUACCCUCUGCUGAUUCAUACAAUCCUACUUCCAGUAGGGUGGUUUACGCAGUCACUGUGGGGCAACUGAAGGGAAUGGAAAAGGACGGCCUUGCAGGAACUGUCAGGAAGCAGCAGUGAAGGCAGGGGGCAUCUCCUUCCACAUUGGGAAGUGGCCCUGUUCUUGACUACCUACCAGCUCCUGCUUCCCUCAGCAGGCCACAUUCUGUCUUUAAGAGACACUGACUGAGAUCAUCCCUCCUCCAACUGCCACCUGCUGGUGGUCACCAGUAUCAUCAGUUGCCCCACAGAAGUUCCUGGACACUGCAUCAUUCUCCAUUUUUAUCUCCAAGGACCUGUGAUUAGCAGCAGCUGUCACGUAGGAGACAGAUCAGCUAUGUGAAAGAUCCACCAGAGAAAAAUUAGGGUUCAGCUACUAAAAGCAUUGGAACUCUGGCCUCAGUCACCCUGUAUAAGCUGUAUACAGAGUAUCCCGAAGUAUCUGCACCCACAGGAACAGGGGAGGGGUUUGCAUCCCAUGUCCCCAGUCUCUCGGAACAGUAUCAACCCCACUUGGUUUUCAAAUGCUUUGGAAAUCUGCUCCUAUAUGCUGUGUGUUUUAUUUCCCUGUAAUAUUUAUUUCCUAAAGAGGUUCUUUUGUUUUAGGUAUAAAGAGAACAUCCAGCGUCUCUCGGCUCUCCACCUGGACAGGCCCAUUGAACCUCUUGACCUUGCGGUGCAUUGGGUGGAGUUUGUGAUGAAGCACAAGGGGGCUCCCCACUUGAGGCCGGCAGCACAUGACCUCAACUGGAUCCAGUAUCACUCUAUUGACGUCAUUGCCUUCCUCCUGGCUGCUGUACUCCUUGCCCUAUUUAUCUCACUGAAGUGCUGCCUGUUUUGCUGCAGAAAGUGUUGCUGUAAAAGUGGAAGGAUGAGCAAGAAAAGCAAAUCAAAAUCACACUGAAAUGGGGUGGGGCAUGUAAGAUGAAGAGGAACAGAAGAAACUGGGUCCUGCUCUUGGGGUUCAGAAGGCAGAGGUAGCCAACAUGAAGUCCUCCAGAGGUUUUGGAUUACAACUCCCAUCAGACCUAGCUAGCAUGGUCAGAGAUGACAGGAGCUGUGGUACAAAAUAUCUGGCAGGCACUGUGUUGUCUACCCCUUCCAAUUUUCAGGAGCUCUUAAAAACACAAACAUGAUGAUUUGCAAGGUCACUUCCAUGCCUAUAUAUGAAUUCAAACUAUUUUAGUCAAUGAACAAGCAAUCUGAUAGCCAAGGGACCUGUGAACUUCCAUACAAAUCCCACAGUUCUGUAGUCAAUUGAUCUGUUGGGGAAUCAAUUGUUUGCAUAACUUAUCUUGAACUGAUGGGUUGAGGUCCACACAUGGGGUCAGUGGUGCCACCAGCGUUUUUGAGGGAGGUUUAUUUUAACAGGAAGAGAAAGAUGGAAAACACAAUGUUCAGACAGCAGAGAAAGGAAGUUGGGCUACCUUUAACAAUUGAGUGAGAGAGUGGACUCUGACAAGUGGAGCGCAUUGCACAGGGUUGAUAAAAGCUGCUUAUGGGAAUGCCGCCUUCCAUAGGAACCCCCUGCCCCCUCAUCCUGGAAAGAGAAGAACAAGGUAUGGCCUUAUAAUGCCACUAAAUAUAAGGAGAAGGAGGACAGGCAUAUGCAAUAUAUUUAAAGUGGAACCUGCUUUGCUGGUGGACCUGAGAAGGUUGGCUAUUAAUGGCAUACAUGAGCCGUUCCCGUGUUAGUUGAGUGGGCUACUGGUGUCUAAAGUCAAUCCAAGUCCAAGCACUUUCAAAACAUAAAUGCCUUCACAGAUGACCCUCUCCCUUUGGAAUGGCAGCACAGCCAUGUUUGUUGGCUGCAAGUGUUAAUUAGAACAUUAGAACAAACUCCUGUUUCCCCUCCUACUUCAGAAAUGUUGUUGUGACAGCAUCUCCUGUAAUAUUAAGAAGACAGUGAACAUCCUUGUGAGCACCUUACUAAUACUGCGGGUUUGGCUGUCUAUAAGGGGCCCUGUUCAGAAACCUCCUGUACAUAGAAACGUAAGGCCAGUGGUCCGUUUAAUCCAGCAUCCUGUUUUCAUGGUGGUCACUUUGGAUACCCGUGGGAAACUGGCAAGCCAGGACCCAAGCCCAAGAACCCUCUCCCCUCCUGUGGGUUCCAGCAACUGGUGUUCAGAAUUAUUACAGCUUCCACCCAUGGAGACAGAGCAGGGCCAUUAUGGCUAGUGGCCAUUGGGAGUCUCCUCCUCCUCCUCCUCCUCCAUGAACAUGUUUGAUCCUCUUCUAAAGCCAUCCAGGGUGGUGGCCGCACUGCCUCUUGGGGGAGGGAAUUCCAUAGUUUAACUAUGAGCUGUGUGAACAAAUACUUUAUCUGCCCUGAAUCUUCCAAUAUUUGGCUUCGUUAGGUGUCCAUUAUGUCUAGUCUUAUGAGACAGAGACAGAUAUUCAGAAACUUGGAACAAUAAUUUUGUGAGAUUCUUGCAUUGCAGGAGGUUAGAUUAGAUUACCCUUGGGGUCCCUUCCAACUCUAAGAAUCUGUGAUGUUUAGUUGGAAUCUCCUUUAUUGUGUCCUGAAGCCAUUGGUUUGAGUCCUACUCUCUGGAUCAGGAGAAAACAAGCUUGCUCCAUCUUCCAUGUGACAGCUCUUGAUAUUUGAAGAUGGCUGUCAUAUCUCCUCUCAGUCUCCUCUUUACUAAGCUGAACAUACCCAGCUCCUUCAACCGUUCCCCAUAAGGCUUGGUUUCCAGACCCUUGAUCAUCUUGGUUGUCCUCCUCUGCACAUGUUCCAGCUUGUCAAUAUCCUUCUUAAAUUGUGGCACAGGUGUGGUCUGACCAAGGCAGAAUAGAGUGGUACUCUUACUUCCCUUGAUUUGAACACUAUACUUCUGUUGAUGCAGCCUUGAAUGGCACUAGCUUUUUCCCCUGCUGUAUCACACUGUUGACUCAUGUUAAGCUUGUGGUCCUCUAAGACCCCAAGAUCCUUUUCAUAGAUACUACUGGCAAGCUAGGUGAAACUCUAAUUAGGCCAGCAGUUGCACCUUGGCUAGGUCACCUGGAAGAAAAAUGACCAAAUGCAAGUAUUAUUCAGAUAAAUCAGUCUCCUAACUGUAUUUAACAUACCUUCAAAGUGAGAGUUUCUCCCCCAUUUGAAAUCACUGUGCCAUGCUAAUUAAUUAAACUCUGCUGAUCUCUGUGACUGCUGUUCUGCAAAUAAAUCUCAAAUAAUAUUG
Messenger RNA from Podarcis lilfordi (Lilford's wall lizard), 35803 nucleotides. The record is from the annotation of a GenBank genome assembly. Lineage: Eukaryota; Metazoa; Chordata; Lepidosauria; Squamata; Lacertidae.